GGGUCGAGUUUCCGGCCGGGUCGGUUGUGGAAGAACGUGUUGUGGGCCUAGUUCCCGAGACUCGGAAGAGGACGGGCGGGAGCGGUCAUGGCCGGGCAGCGCCUCCCGGUGCCCCGGCUCGAGGGUGUUUCGCAGGAGCACUUCCUGCAGCACCUCUACCCACAGAGAAAACCUGUAGUGUUGGAAGGAAUUGAUUUGGGGACAUGCACAAGCAAAUGGACGGUGGAUUACCUAAGUCAAAUUGGAGGGGAGAAAGAAGUGAAGAUUCAUGUUGCCGCAGUUGCCCAGAUGGACUUCAUUAGUAAGAACUUUGUAUAUAGAACUUUACCUUUUGACAAGUUGGUUCAGAGGGCAGCUGAAGAAAAGCAUAAAGAAUUCUUUAUUUCAGAGGAUGAAAAGUACUACUUACGGUCACUUGGGGAAGACCCUAGAAAGGAUGUUGCAGAUAUCAGAAAGCAGUUUCCUUUAUUGGAAGGAGAUAUUAAGUUUCCAAAAUUCUUCAAAGAGGAGCAGUUCUUUUCCAGUGUUUUUCGAAUUAGCUCACCGGGAUUACAACUUUGGACCCACUAUGAUGUAAUGGAUAAUUUCUUAAUACAAGUGACAGGAAAAAAGCGUGUUGUACUGUUCAGUCCUCGAGAUGCCCAGUAUUUAUAUUUAUCAGGUACUAAAUCAGAAGUACUGAAUAUAGAUGACCCAGACUUAGCUAAAUACCCACUGUUUUCCAAGGCUAGAAGGUAUGAAUGUUCCCUUCAUGCUGGAGAUGUAUUAUUCAUUCCUGCUUUAUGGUUCCAUAAUGUAAUUUCUGAAGAGUUUGGAGUGGGAGUGAAUGUCUUUUGGAAACACCUUCCAUCUGAAUGCUAUGAUAAAACAGAUACCUAUGGAAACAAAGAUCUCACAGCAGCAUCAAGAGCUGCACAAAUUUUGGACAGAGCCUUAAAAACACUGGCUGAAUUACCAGAGGAAUACAGGGACUUCUAUGCACGGCGAAUGGUCUUACACAUUCAAGACAAAGCCUAUAGCAAAAACUUUGAGUAAAUAAUGAAGUGAAUGCAAUGAAUAUAAACUUUUAAAUACAGUUCAGCUCAAAUAUUAGAAAAAUAUAACAAGAAAAAUUAGAUUUGUUGUUAAAAGAGUAAAGGUAAAUCAAUUUCAGAUUUGCAUAUUAAAUAAGUUCAAAGGAGUGUUUGUGUGGUUUUUAUACAGAUUGUUAUGGUUCACAGAUUGCUGUUCUGGGAUCCCUCUUGCUUUCAGAUUCAAAUAACUAAAAUUUUAACUUAAAAUGACAAAAUGUAUUAAUACAUUGGGCCUCGAUAUUUUUUGUUGUUGUUAAUCCUCACCUGAGGAAAUUUACCAUUGAUUUUUAGAGAAGGGAGGGGGAGAGACAGAUAAAAAAUACAAUUUGAGAGACACAUGGAUUGGUUGCUUCCUGCAUGCUCCCUGACCAGGGCCAGGGAUCCAGCCUGCAACCUAGGUACCCUAUUUUUCUGUCUAUAAGAUGCUAUUUUUUCUAAAAUCGUUAGACUGAAAAACUAGGGGCAUCUUAUACACGGAAGUCAGCUGAGGAAGGAGCCGCGCAGGUGCGUAGCUGCCCAUACCUUGUCAAACAGGCUUCCUCCAAUCACAAGCUUAUUGUUUAAGGUGACCAGACGUCCCACUUUUGGCGGGACAGUCCCGAUUUUUAACAAUUUGUCCCGCGUCCCACGGCGUUUUAAAAAAGUCCCGAUUUU
Eptesicus fuscus (big brown bat) is the source of this 1727-nucleotide messenger RNA. RefSeq names its product tRNA-yW synthesizing protein 5 (gene TYW5). The coding region runs from base 88 to 1035 and encodes 315 amino acids. Gene Ontology annotation, biological process: wybutosine biosynthetic process. Lineage: Eukaryota; Metazoa; Chordata; Mammalia; Chiroptera; Vespertilionidae. The record is from RefSeq and is a predicted model, not a curated record. Gene Ontology annotation, molecular function: 2-oxoglutarate-dependent dioxygenase activity; tRNA binding. The transcript is spliced from 8 exons.